Fusarium redolens is the source of this 429-nucleotide messenger RNA. RefSeq lists its product as uncharacterized. Bases 1 to 429 code for a protein of 142 amino acids. NCBI's taxonomy places the organism in Eukaryota, Fungi, Ascomycota, Sordariomycetes, Hypocreales, Nectriaceae. The record is from RefSeq and is a predicted model, not a curated record. The transcript has 2 exons.
AUGCAUUCUCGGGUCGAAAACAAGCAGCUCAAAGUUCCCAGCAAUCCAAAAAGCGAGGACAAAGAAGAAACUUCCAGUCCACCCGUUGAAGGGCCGGAUGUUGCUCCAAAGACUACACAGACUCCUUCAGUCCCGAUAUCCACGUCGUCCACAGGAGACCAAGCACCGAGUACUCAGGACGAAGGCUCAUCUAUUGAGUUGGAGGGUCUUGAAGCUCCACCGAACACACGAUAUCCUUCGACAGACUUGCAAAAGGGAGACAGUGACGAAAAGGUUCAAGAUAAUGACCAAUCUGGAAGUGGCAAUGGUGAUGGCGAUGGCAAUAGCAACAAUAAUGAAGAGAAUGAUAGCGAACCACACAACGUGGCAGAAGCGAGGACCCGUCCCAGCAGUUGGCCAUUGCUCAAGGUCUGGCUGAAAGGGAAUUAG